AUGGACAAUGGUCGCUUGUCCAAGGACAUUUCACCAAAAAAAUAUAUCAUAGCUGCAUCACCAGAUUUCAUUGAAGACAGAUUUUACGGUGCUAUACAAAUUGAUUUAAGAAUAAUGAGGAUUAAAAAUUAUAUAGCAUUACAUUCAAAGAAUUUAACUAUUACAUCAACUAAAUUGUAUAAAAUUGAUCAGCCUUAUAACGAAAUUCCAAUCGAUGCUAUUUAUCCUAUCGAAGAGUAUGAAAUGAUAGUGAUCGAAACUACAAAUCCAUUAUCACCUGAUAAUUAUCUUUUGAGAAUGAAUUACAGCGGUACAUUGAACAAUAAAAUUAAUGGAUUUUAUUUAAGCAGUUACAUGGUGAAUUCUGAAAAUGAUCGUAUCAGAAAAUUAGCAGUCACACAAUUCGAGCCAAAUUAUGCAAGAAGAGCUUUUCCUUGUUUCGAUGAGCCAUCUUUUAAAUCUAUUUUUCAUAUACGUAUUGUUCACGAUGGAAAAUCGAAUUAUCAUGCUUUAUCUAACAUGCCAAGUAUAAAAGUCGAUAAAGCAGAUGAUAAAAAUGAUUUGAUGAUAACAAUUUUUGCCCCUACUUUACCAAUGUCGACAUACUUGGUAGCUUUUUUGAUAAGUGAUUUCGAAUGUUUAACUUCAAGCGCAGAUUCUUUAAAUGGAACUAGAAUACCGCUUAGUGUUUGCGUUAGAUCGGAUUACAAAAAUAAAGUUCAAUUUGCUUUGAAUAUUGCUGCACAAGCUAUUGAAUAUUAUUCGAAUAUUUUGAACAUCGAUUAUGCUCUACCAAAAUUAGAUCUCGUUGGAAUACCGGAUUUUGCAGCUGGUGCAAUGGAAAAUUGGGGUUUGGUAACGUUUCGUGAAACCGAGUUAUUAUACAGCGAGGAACAUAGUUCUUGUGAAAAUAUAAAAAGUGUUGCUCUCACAGUUUCCCAUGAAUUAGCACAUAUGUGGUUUGGAAAUCUAGUUACUAUGAAAUGGUGGAACGAUCUUUGGCUCAACGAAGGCUUCGCAACAUACAUGGAACAUGUUGCAGUCGAUUUUAUUUUUCCUGAGUGGUAUCAGAUGCAAACAUUUCCAAUUAAUACCAAAUAUACGUCAAUGAUCUACGACAUUAAAAAAAACGCACAUCCAAUAAUAAGUCAUUUGGAAGCUUCCGACGAGAUAGGCCAAAUGUUUGAUCGUAUUUCUUAUCAAAAAAGUGCUGCAGUAAUCAACAUGUUAGAAAAUGCAAUAGGAAACGUUAAAUUCAUUUCUGGAAUUAGGAAUUAUUUAAAAAAGUAUCAAUUUUCUAAUGCUGAAUCAAAAGAACUUUUUGAACUUUUUAACGAAGAAAAUCACAAUUUCGUUAAUCUAAUCGAUGUUUUAAACCGAUGGACAAGAUUAACUGGAUUUCCUGUGGUUAAUGUACAACAGAAAGAUAAACUAAUUAAAUUAUCUCAACAACGAUUCGUCCUUGAUAAAACACAAAAUGAUUCAUUUAAGGAAAGCUGGGAUAUUCCUUUAAAAUAUAUAACGAGUCGACAAGAAGAUGGUAUCAAGUUCGCUUGGUUUCCAGCAAAUUAUACUUGCGUUGAAUUGGUCCUAGAAAAACCAGUAAAUUGGAUUAAAUUGAAUCAUAAUUCGGUUGGUUAUUACAUUGUUAAUUACACACAGGAUAAUUGGAGAAUAUUUACUAAUUUGUUAUUGACUGAUAUUCAAGUUCUGGAUCCAAUAAAUCGUGCCGAUUUGUUGCACGAUGCAUUUAUUUUAGGUGAUAAUAUAGAUCUGUCUUACCAUAUUGUUUUAAACAUGACCACUUAUCUAAAAAACGAAAAUACUGUUCAACCUUGGAUAGUUGCUGGUCAAUGGAUCAAUCGAAUUAACAAAUUACUUCGUUCAACUAAUUUACAUCGUCCAUUUCAAUAUUACAUACAACGUUUGAUUGAAAAAAUGUAUCAACAAGUGGGAUGGAACGUGAGCGAGAAAGAGGAAUUACCACACAGGUCUCCUUGUGCCAAGUGAUGCAGCUGAAUCAAUAUUUGAAAAAAUGUGGGAAUUCUUUUUAAGAGAAACAGACGUACAAGAG
Polistes dominula (European paper wasp) is the source of this 2074-nucleotide messenger RNA. RefSeq names its product glutamyl aminopeptidase. Gene Ontology annotation, molecular function: metalloaminopeptidase activity; peptide binding; zinc ion binding. The record is from RefSeq and is a predicted model, not a curated record. Gene Ontology annotation, cellular component: membrane; cytoplasm. Gene Ontology annotation, biological process: peptide catabolic process; proteolysis. NCBI's taxonomy places the organism in Eukaryota, Metazoa, Arthropoda, Insecta, Hymenoptera, Vespidae.